Rhododendron vialii is the source of this 1704-nucleotide messenger RNA. RefSeq lists its product as uncharacterized. The transcript is spliced from 12 exons. The coding region runs from base 177 to 1457 and encodes 426 amino acids. The record is from RefSeq and is a predicted model, not a curated record. Lineage: Eukaryota; Viridiplantae; Streptophyta; Magnoliopsida; Ericales; Ericaceae.
AAACGGACCAACGGGAAGUUCCCACUUCCAAACCAUGAAAUGGAGACAUGGAGUCCUCUGUUUAAAUCUCAAACUAGGGCUUUUCACAGUAGCAAAGGCGGGAAACCAAGGGGAGAGGGACAAAAAGACAGAUCAAGGAUAGGGAAGAGAACGAGAGAACACCUCAAGUGGUGAAAAUGAGCGACCAUUCCGAUCCCUCUUCAGAAGCCCUAGACCUUGACGCCAUUCGCAGUCGAAUUACGGAACUGAGAGAAAUCUACGGAAGUUCAAACGACGUCACAGAAGAAAUGACCCUUUCUGAUUCGGAGGAACUGCUCAAAGACUGUGCUCUUCAGCUCACGAGCAAAAUAAAUCAGGUUCUGUCCGAGUAUUCCGACGAUGGGGCUCUGGCGGUUGAUGAUUUAGAUGCGUAUUUGGGACAAUUAAAGGAGGAUCUUAAUUCCGUGGAGGUUCAAAAUGCCAAAAUAUCCAGUGAAAUUGAGGAUUUUAUGGAGACGUAUGUAGAAGAUUCUCAUCGAUUGGAGAAUGAGCUUGAAGGGUUGUACUGUUCAUUGGACUCUAUUGCUUCCCAAGGUAUUGAGAAAGUAAAAGCUGAUGGACGUGCUGAUUGCCCUGCACAUGGGGAGGGGGAAUUGUCAUAUGCAAAGGAAGAUUACAAGUUUAAGAUGUUGGAACUUAGUCACCAGAUCGAGAAGAUCAAAAUAACUCUAAAAUCGUUGCAGGAUCUUGAUUGCACUUUGAAAAGGUAUGAAGCCGUAGAAAAGAUUGAGGAUGCAUUGACAGGUCUUAAAGUAAUGGAAUUCGAGGGAAACCGCAUCAGGUUGACAUUGAGGACAUACAUUCCAACUUCAGAAAGCUUAUUGUCCCAACACAAAAUUGAGGAUAUUACUGAGCCAUUGGAACGCAAUCAUGAAUUGGUUAUAGAAGUUUUGGAAGGGACAUUGGAGCUAAAGAGUGUGGAGAUUUUCCCAAAUGAUGUAUACAUUGGUGAACUGAUUGAUGCGACAAAAUCUUUCAGGCAUUUCUUUUCAACUAUGUCAAUGCUGGAGAUGAGGUCUCCAUUGGAGUGGUUUGUAAGAAGAGUUCAAGAUAGAAUUGUUCUCUGCACACUAAGGCGAUUGCUGGUGAAGUUUGCAAAUAAGUCAAGGCACUCCUUCGAGUAUAUAGACAGGGAUGAGAUAAUAGUUGCUCAUAUGGUGGGAGGAGUUGAUGCUUUCAUUAAGAUGUCUCAAGGUUGGCCAGUAUCAAACAACGCUCUCAAGCUGAUAUCACUCAAGAGCUCAAGUCAGUAUUCGAAGGAAAUUUCAUUGAGCUUUCUCUGCAAAGUUGAGGAACUGGCAAACUCAUUGGAUGCGCAAAUCCGACAAAAUAUUUCAAGCUUUGUGGAUGCUGUUGAAAAAAUACUCAUGCAGCAAACGCUAGCAGAACUCCAGUCUGAUAAUAAUUCUGAGAGUUGACUACUUCUACAUACCAGAGCAAUGGUGGUUUCUCUAUUGGUAAUAGUAACCGGUAUAAUUUGAACUAUAUUUUCUGUGUGCAUUCUAUAUAAGGUUAGUCGUUGAUGUUCAUGAGCUCAUAAAGACUUUUAACUGGAUGCUCGUACAUCCUACCCACGUGUGGUUGUCUGAGAAGAGUCACUGCAUUCAUCAAUAUCCAAUUUGAAAUUAUUAUUUUUUUGAAAGGAAUGUGAAAUUAGUUUAAUAA